Molecule: messenger RNA, 4657 nt
Organism: Mus pahari (shrew mouse)
Lineage: Eukaryota; Metazoa; Chordata; Mammalia; Rodentia; Muridae
Gene: Rnf157
Product: ring finger protein 157
Exons: 19
Coding region: 245-2290 (681 amino acids)
Biological process (GO): protein ubiquitination
Cellular component (GO): cytoplasm
Molecular function (GO): ubiquitin protein ligase activity
Source: RefSeq, a predicted model, not a curated record
GCGGUCUGAGGCCGCGGCGGCGCCCCCGGGCUCAGCCCCGCAGCCCCCUCAGGCAGAGGCGCCGCCGCGGUGCCCGGCGGAGGAUGGUGUGCGCCGCUCGGGCCGCUCCCCGCAGCCUCAGCCGCAGCAGCGCCUCAGCCGAGCGGGCCGCGGCGGGCAGCCGACCCCCGCACCGGGCGUGCGGCCGGCCGGCGCGCUGAGGCUCGGACGCCGGAGCCCGGGCGACGCCGCGAUCGCAGCGGCCAUGGGGGCCCUGACGAGCCGGCAGCACGCGGGCGUGGAGGAGGUGGACAUCCCGUCCAAUUCCGUGUACCGCUACCCGCCCAAGUCCGGCAGCUAUUUUGCCAGCCACUUCAUCAUGGGCGGAGAGAAGUUUGACUCCACGCAUCCGGAGGGUUACCUGUUUGGCGAGAACAGUGACCUGAACUUCCUGGGAAACAGGCCAGUGGCGUUCCCUUACGCUGCCCCGCCUCCCCAAGAACCUGUGAAGACUCUGAGAAGCCUGAUCAACAUCCGGAAGGACACGCUGAGACUUGUCAAAUGUGCUGAGGAAGUGAAGAGCCACGGAGAAGAGGCAGGCAAAGCUAAGGUCCACUACAACGUCGAGUUCACCUUUGACACAGAUGCCCGGGUAGCCAUCACCAUCUACUACCAGGCCACUGAGGAAUUCCAGAAUGGCAUUGCCAGCUACAUUCCAAAAGACAACAGCCUGCAGUCAGAGACCGUGCACUACAAGCGAGGGGUGUGCCAGCAGUUCUGCCUGCCCUCCCAUACCGUGGACCCCUCCGAAUGGGCUGAAGAGGAGCUUGGCUUUGAUUUGGACCGUGAGGUCUACCCUCUGGUGGUGCAUGCUGUGGUGGAUGAAGGGGAUGAGUAUUUUGGCCACUGCCACGUGCUUCUGGGCACUUUUGAGAAGCACCCUGACGGGACCUUCUGUGUGAAGCCCCUGAAGCAGAAGCAAGUGGUGGAUGGGGUCAGCUACCUUCUUCAGGAGAUCUACGGGAUUGAAAACAAGUACAACACACAAGAGUCCAAGGUGGCAGAGGAUGACGUCAGUGACAACAGCGCGGAGUGUGUGGUGUGUCUCUCAGAUGUCCGCGACACUUUGAUCCUGCCCUGCCGGCAUCUCUGCCUCUGCAACACCUGCGCAGACACUCUGCGCUACCAGGCCAACAACUGCCCCAUCUGCCGGCUGCCCUUCCGGGCACUGCUUCAGAUCCGAGCCAUGAGGAAAAAACUGGGCCCUCUGUCCCCAAGCAGCUUUAACCCCAUCAUCUCUUCCCAGACCUCGGACUCUGAGGAGCAUUCGUCCUCAGAGAAUAUCCCACCGGGCUAUGAAGUGGUGUCUCUCCUGGAGGCCCUCAAUGGGCCCCUCACCUCGUCCCCGGCAGUACCUCCCCUUCACGUUCUUGGAGAUGGCCACCUCUCAGGAAUGCUCCCGUCCUAUGGCAGUGAUGGCUACCUGCCCCCUGUUAGGACACUGUCCCCCCUUGACCGCCUGUCUGAUUGCAACAGCCAAGGACUCAAACUCAAAAAGAGUCUAUCCAAAUCCAUUUCCCAAAAUUCCUCUGUGCUUCACGAAGAGGAAGAUGAGCGCUCUUGCAGCGAGUCAGACACUCAGCUCUCUCAGAGGCUCUCAGUCCAGCAUCCUGAAGAGGGACCUGACGUGACUCCAGAGAGUGAGAACCUCACCCUGUCCUCCUCAGGGGCUGUUGACCAGUCGUCUUGCACAGGGACUCCACUCUCUUCUACCAUCUCCUCUCCAGAAGACCCAGCCAGCAGCAGCCUGGCCCAGUCAGUCAUGUCCAUGGCUUCCUCCCAGAUCAGCACCGACACCGUGUCCUCCAUGUCUGGCUCCUACAUCGCACCUGGCACAGAAGAAGAAGGAGAGGCCCUGCCUUCCCCCCGAGCUGCUAGCAGGGCCCCUUCAGAAGAGGAGGAGACACCAGCAGAGUCCCCAGACAGCAAUUUCGCUGGCCUUCCAGCUGGAGAGCAGGAUGCAGAGGGAAAUGAUAUCAUAGAGGAAGAGGACAGAUCACCUGUGCAAGAAGAUGGCCAGAGGACAUACGCAUUUCUAGGCAUGGAGUGUGACAAUAACAAUGACUUUGACGUCGCAAGCGUGAAAGCACUGGACAAUAAGCUGUGCUCUGAGGUCUGCUUACCCGGUACCUGGCAGCAUGAAGAUAACACGGUCAACUAUCGCCAUACCCAGCGCCAGCGCUUAUCCUCCAGCAGCCUGGAGGACCCUGAGGAGAACAGGCCUUGUGUAUGGGAUCCUAUGGCUGUCUGAGGGCAUCUGCACCUGUACCUAGGCUUCCCCUCCUGUCCUUGCCUUCCAUCUGCCCUCACUGGACCACAAGCCUUCUGGGCAUCUUCAACAGGACUCGUGGACUUACUACUCACAUGAAGGGAGGAUGAUGUGUAACCUUCCGCCCAUCUCAUCGCCUGUAACCGCGAUUCCUACCCUCUCAGAAAGAACCAGAAACCUUCCUCCUGUGGACUGAUACGUGCCAGCCAAACCUGGUGGGCCAGCGGGGCUGAGGGUCAGGGUUGGCUGUUUCUGUAGGCUUUCUCGUCUGAGCGGAGACCAAGAAGAGUUUGGCAGCUUUGUGAGACACCCAUGGACAGGUUUUGGUCUCUGGCAAUUAGAAACCUAACUUGAAGUGGUUGGGAACUUGCUCCAUGGGGAAGGCCAUCCAGUCUGGCCUCCCAGAACACCAGGAGCUCCUUGCCCAAGCCUAAGGGAGAGGGUAGCCACCGAACUUUUGGUUGGAAGCCAGAUCUAACGGAGUUGGUCUCCUGCACCUCCAGUGUCCACAGUUCAGAAGAUCCCCCUUACAAGGCCUGCCCUCCUCCAGUGCAGUCAGGAGGCCUGCUGGGCCACUUCCCUGCAGUGCUUGGGCUGGCUCUUCCCCAUAGCUUCACUGCAGCCACUGAGGGGGAGUCUCAAACCCAGCUAACCACUUCUCUGCCCCGUUUGUAAGAGCUGAAGAACUAGGCUAAGAGCUGAGGCCCAGUGAUUCUCAAACUGGUGCACAGGAACACCAAAGGAAUGGCGGAGGCUCUGGGGCCAGAGGAUUAGGAGACCUCCCCUGCCUUUCAGAUGGGAUAGAUGAGAGGUGUGGACUCUGUGGGCUCACCAGUGCUGUGAGAUGCCGACCAGUCAGCACUCAGACAAACCCAUGGCAGCAAGCUGGCAGGAUAUUGCUGGGUGUCACACCUUUCUCAGAUCAGUGGGUUUUAACGUGGCUCUAAAGUAGAUGCCUAUCUACUCUAUCUACUGGCUUUUGGAACAGAAAGUUGUUCAGUGGAACAUGAGAUGGUUUGGGGAUCAAGACUAGUGACGGUCACUUAAAAGGGUGAGAUAUGAGGAGCUUUAGACUUGCAAGUAAUGUUCCUAGAAAGGCUUUCCCCAAAAUGCCAGUGCCCAGGAUCCUGAGGGGAGGUUGGGGGGUGAAGAGUCUGGCCUCAAACUUGCUAUGUAGCUGGGAAUGACCUUGAACUUCGGAUUUUCCUGUCCGUACUGCCCAGGAGUUAGGAUUACAGGCCUGCAGCACCACACAGCUCUCCUUUCUGUGGUAAUCCCACUGUUAGGGGGAGUUCUGCUGUGCUGCCAGAAGUGUGCUAGGCUGAGCUUGAGAUCCCAUGUUGCCCCUUCUGAACACCCUGCCAUUUUAAACCCUACUUCAUGUCUUUUACUUCCCCAGCAUUCCGAUGGCCCCUCUCAUACUUAAGGUUUACACCAGUAUAGGCUGAGCAAUAUCCACACUUCCAUAAAGAACAGAACGGAAGCAACAGGGACAUUCCCUUAGCCUGGCAUGGCUGCACAUAGACCCACCUCCUCCCCUGGCAGGCAGUAAGUAAGAGGUAUUCACAGUGUGGUGUGACCUGGGAGGAGGGGGAAGAGACUGAGAUGAAGGAGAGGCAGGUAAAUAGUAGCCACGGUGGCCAGGAACCCUCAAAAAAGCCAUGAUAAUCAGCCCUUCCUUCUCCCCUCACAAGUGCUCAGCCUGAAUUCCAUAAUCCAGACAACCAGGCUAGUGUACCCUUUGCUUUGUCUUGCUCAUCCCGCCCCUCACUCUGCCCUUUCACAGGAUGGCCCUCUGUCAGCUGCCACACAGCCCAGUCCAUUUGGGGACCAUCCCUUCCUUAGGGCUCAAGUGUAGGGUCAGGCACGUCCUCCUGGUGCCUUUCGUUCCUCACCACACACUAUCUGCACCUUUCCAUGCUUGGUACUACUGUCCUGAUCUCCGCCUCCUCAAAGAGCCUUUUUGCUUUACCUAAUUUCAUCCCACUAGAGUGUCUACCCCCUGUGGCAUCUGCCGGGCACAGACUCAAACCCUAAGCCAUCCAUCCCCACUGGGGAACUAGUCCUGUCCACCUGGUGUUGGCGUGCUGGCUACUCACUUUGUUUUAGGGCCUGCACACCUGGUGUGUGUGUGUGUGUGUGUGUGUGUGUGUGUGUGUGUGUGUGCGUGCGCGCGCGCGCGCGCGCUCGCGCUCUGUGCCAUCUGUGUACCCCUCACACUCCUGGAGUACACUUAUAGGCACAUUACAGUGGGGACAUCAAGAUGCAAUAUUUAUGGAUUGCUGCAUGAUUCUUAAACGUGAAUAAAGCUGUUUACAGGGGCAGGGGAGCCGUUAAUUACAAUGUCAA